Molecule: messenger RNA, 1068 nt
Organism: Oikopleura dioica
Lineage: Eukaryota; Metazoa; Chordata; Appendicularia; Copelata; Oikopleuridae
Source: the annotation of a GenBank genome assembly
AUGAUCUCGGAGACGAAAAACUUUCACCUAGCAACUGGCAACAAUCAAAUUUCGCUUCCCGUUUCUCGUGGACCGCGAAACUCAUACGCUGGAGUUUUGAUCUGCGUCGGAGGAAGAGGCAACGAAGGUGACCCUUAUAAGUCGGUUGAAUAUUUGGAAGCGCAUAAAUCGUGGAAAAUGGAGUGGAAGAGUUUGCCCGACAUGAGAAAUGCGAGAAGACAUGUUGGAGCAAUUGCUCUUGGGAAGUGUUUAUAUGCUGUUGGCGGACAUUCGGGUAAAGAUCAUCUUUCUAGCGUUGAAUGCUUCGACUUAGAAACAAAGCAAUGGGUCCUGAAGAAAGAAAUGUCCACCCCUCGUCGGGGAAUCGCCCUAGCCGUCGUUGAAGUCUUCGGUAGCCAGUGCAUCUUUGCUAUCGGCGGACUCGACGAUCAAAUGUGCUACAACAACGUCGAAAGAUACGAUCCAGGCAGCGAUACUUGGACGAACGUAGCUAUGUUAAGCAUUCAUCGUGGUGGAGUUUGUGCCGUUACUUUGAAUAAUGAAGUUUAUGCGAUAGGGGGAAAUGAUGGUGUUCAAAGCAAAGCAUGCUGCGAGAAAUACUCUCCCUUGCUGGAUAAAUGGAAGGAUAUUCCGCCGAUGAAACAGAGAAGAGCUGGUGCAGGAGCUACAGUCGCAAAUGGAAAGAUUUUUGUCGCAGGCGGAUUCGUUCAGGGCUCAAAUCAUGACAAGAUUAGUCUUGCUACAUACGAUAAUGCGCCUUUAGCGUCAGUAGAAGUCUACAAUCCUUUGAGCGAGGACGAGCCCUGGACUUGUAUCCGACCAAUGGCUUCUCCACGGGGUGGCGUUGGACUGGCCCCACUCUCGGGAAAGCUGAUUGCUGUUGGAGGCCACAAUGGAAAAGAGUAUCUCAAGUCCGUUGAAAUUUAUGACAUUGAAACGGAUUCCUGGGAACAAGGCCCUCCGACGCAUUUGGCUCGAGCAGGCAGCGGCAUCGCCUGGAUCAAGGCCGAUAUCGAGCUGCUCAACCGGGAACCUGAAAAUUUAACGGCUCUCAAAGAUGCCAUUUGA